Molecule: messenger RNA, 900 nt
Organism: Ectocarpus sp. CCAP 1310/34
Lineage: Eukaryota; Phaeophyceae; Ectocarpales; Ectocarpaceae
Source: the annotation of a GenBank genome assembly
AUGUCCCCUCGACCUACGUACGUAGAUGACGAUGAUAAUGCUGACCAUAUAUGGGGCGACCCCCACAUGAGAGGCCUCCUCGGCCAGAGGGUCAACUGGUCUGGGUUUGACGGCGGCUGGUACUCCCUGAUCAAGGACGACAAUGCUGAUCUCCACAUCAACGUUCGCGUUACCGCUCCUCUACCGGACGAGUUCCCGGACCGCCAGCUCAUGACCAGCCUGGCUAUCAUGUCGGAGGGGUACUCUGUCGUCAUCGAGGUCAAAAACCCUUACACCACCGACACGGGCGGCUGUCCAGAGGACGUCUCGCCCUGCCAUGCGAACGGAGGACUGCGUAUCAUCGUCGACGGUCACGAGGUGGAUGAGCUUCUUCGAUUCUCCAGGCAGAUGCCCGGUGGCAAACGGAUAUGGGCCCGCAUGUACCAGGACAUCCUCGAGGGCAGGCGCCAAUUGCGCGGUGGUGAAAGCCUCGAAGAAUGGAUCCUGAGGUACGACCAGAACAUGCCGGCGCGCACGUGGUGCGCCAAGUACAUCGCCGAGAACGAUCUCGCCGACCUGCAAGCCAACCAUGCCAUCUUCAAAAUCCAGACGCCCACUGUCACGGUGCGUCUCAACGCUGGCGUCAACUACCAGAGCAACGGUGAACUAAACUGGGAUGGACGCGUCCUUCCUGAUCUCGAGUUCUGGCAGAUAGACGUCGGGAUCGACGGGCUGGACGUGGACAAACCGGCGUUGUCCGGCCUCUUCGGUGAAACGGCCUGCCCGGUAUACGACGAGAACGGAAAAGCGGUUAUGGAAGGGUACGACGCUUUCCGUGGCGCCGUUGAGGACUACCGCGUAUCCAGCGCUCUGGGCGUCCACUUCGCCCUUCUCGACGAGACGGAGAACGGUCAUGAGUAG